Molecule: messenger RNA, 4266 nt
Organism: Plasmodium cynomolgi strain B
Lineage: Eukaryota; Apicomplexa; Aconoidasida; Haemosporida; Plasmodiidae
Product: NUDIX hydrolase
Exons: 2
Coding region: 1-4266 (1421 amino acids)
Biological process (GO): nuclear-transcribed mRNA catabolic process, nonsense-mediated decay; deadenylation-dependent decapping of nuclear-transcribed mRNA
Cellular component (GO): cytoplasm
Molecular function (GO): manganese ion binding; 5'-(N(7)-methylguanosine 5'-triphospho)-[mRNA] hydrolase activity; RNA binding
Source: RefSeq, a predicted model, not a curated record
AUGAAUUUAAUAAAAGGCGCCAAAAACAAACCACAGAAACAUUCGCAAAACAAAUAUGUGAACAACAAUACAAAAUGUAAGAAAAUUUUUAGUGCACACAGAAUUAAGCAGUUAGCUAAGGACAAAAAAUUGUUGGAUGAUGCUUUGUUAGAUUGUUAUGGAAGGUUCAUAGCUUUACUUCCAGAAUUCCUACUGAAGGAUCAUGUGCACUUGUACUUUCAAAUUCAAGAGGCAUACUGGUGGUACGAUGAUAUGUGGCAGGAAAAAUACCCAGACAAGUUACCAAAAUUAAGUUUAAAAACGUUUGGCUAUUUAAUAUGUGAUGAUUGUCCAAUAUUAAAAAAAUAUGUCCCACCGUCAGCUCAUGAGAAGUUCUCCCUAAAUUGGAGAAGAUAUUGCAGAACUAUACCGCUGAGAGGUGCAAUUCUUUUAAAUCAUAAUUUAAAAAAAUGUCUAUUGGUAAAGGGUUGGAGCACGGAUAGCUGGUCCUUUCCAAAGGGGAAGGUCGACGAAUUGGAAGAAGACUCUGUUUGUGCAUGCAGAGAAAUUUAUGAAGAAAUAGGAAUUGACAUAUUCCCAUACAUCGACGAGCAGGUUUUUAUCGAAACGCAUAUAGAAGACCAGCCCAUCAAAUUGUUCAUAAUACCAGGGGUAAAGGAAGACACGAAAUUUCAGCCAAAAACGAGAAAAGAAAUUGGAGCCAUUCGAUGGUUUGAAAUAGAAAAACUUUUGGAACAUAUAAAUUUAAAAAAUAAAAAAAGUAUCCUGUUUGAAAUCAAAUGGAUCGAAGUUUUAAGAAGAUCUGUGCAUGCAAAGGAUUUGAAAGGAGGAAACUCCUUCAUAUCAGGCAGCAUCCAAGCGUAUAAAUAUCAAAUAAGUGGAGUUGACGAGGCUGUUAUUAAAAAGCUUCAAACGGUUAAUUUGAACUCGAAGGAGAUAAUAAAUAUCGGUUUGUUCAAAAGCGAUGACGAUUUGGAAGAAUACGACGAUGAAAACUUGAAUGAGAAUGUGAAUGAGAAUGACAAGUUACUGCCGAAGGAUGUGGACGAAGAGAUGGUCUCCAAGCAGAUCAGUACAUCGUAUGCUAAUUAUAACAGCGCUAUUAAGGUCCCAGGAGUAGAUAAAAAUAGGGGGAGCUUUACCAAUGAGGAGGGUGUUAAGAACAGCAGCACCUCCAGCAGUGUUAGCAAUAGAAAGAUGGACAAAAGGAGCCUCGGACCGAAUACGAAACAGAAUAGCACAAAUUAUUACAACCAGGAAAUGGUUUCUAUAAGAGGCGAAGGAACUGUCGGCCAAGGUUUACCAUUAUACGAUGACAUGAACUGUAACGAUUCGAGGCAUUCUUUGGACCCCAUGCUGGAGGAAGGCGCGUAUGUUGAAGAAAGUACGUAUAGUAGGAUGGAGAAAGAACUCAUGGGAAAUAAAAAAGUGUAUGAGCAUGUAGACGACGCCAUCGUUCCGUUAAGGAGGAAAGAUAUAUUAUUAAGCAGUUCGGCGCACUAUCCAGAUCCAGCCAUUUUAGGAGAAGUACUGAAUGAGAACAACUAUAGCAGCGAUGUGGGAAAUAAUUACAAAAAUAACGCGAUGAGCGGUACGUACAACACGAUCAGCACCAACAGCAGUUGCACCAAAAAGAUGAGUAAAGAGGUGAAAAAAAAUGAUAGUCGCGGAAAUGUCGCGCAUAAGGAUCUGCAUGCAGUGGAGAGUUACCCGUCCGCCGUAAGCGAAGUUAACAGUAGUGCAGUAAAAAUCCCCCCCAAACAGAACAGCCUCAUGGUUAACCAUAGCGAGAAUAAGAAAAACAGCGUCAGUAUAAAUAGCAGUGGCAGCGGCAAUGGUAGCAGUAAUAACAACAAUUAUAAUAACAACAACAAUUAUAAUAAUAGCAAAAAUAAUUAUAAUAAUAAUAUGGCCUAUCAUGGGCCGAGCAGCAGCAGUGCGUACAAGAAAACUUCCAAUGCGCAUGGUAAUAAUUAUGGGAAGCAUUACGGAGAAAAUGAUCCUGCAGGAGCGAAGGGGUAUCGCUACAGCUUGAAUAAGAUGCGAAUGGGAGGACAUUUAUCAGCCCUACGAUUGAAGGAGGUAGGAUUGAGAAGCUUUGACGAUCAAGACAUGGACAAGAGAAAAAAUUUCCACCUGCAAGUGUAUGGCAAUAAGGACAAAUUUAAUUGUGAUAAAAAGGAGAUACAAAAUCGAUAUAAAAAAUUAAGUUUGAAAAAUCCCUAUCAUUCUUUAGAUGAUGCCUCUGUGUAUUACGUACCCACGAAGAAUAAAACGCUAGACGCGUGUAAUGAUAAAACCUUUGGCGAGAACCACACCAACGGAUGGAGCGCGGAAGAUAUGUUCAAAUUGAAUGAGGAAAAAUUUGGCAUUCAUUCGACGUACAAUAUAGAGGAAUACACAACCCCGCUAGUUUAUAAGGAAGAAAAAAUUAGUAGGUAUAACAAGAGCGCCAAGGUUAAGGAGGGUAUUAAUCCCCACCUUGUUGGUAGCAGUAACAAGCAGGGAGGUGGCUACAACAUUAAGAUUAGUGGUCCCGCGGAGGGGGGUAGCCCUGUUCUUGGGAGGGGAAUAUACGGAAGUAGUAGUAGCAAUAAUAAUGACAGGAAUGAGAAUAACCUUGUGUCGAGGUCGAAGGGGGAGUUCCAGAACAAUGAGGGGAAGGGGAACCCAAUCCACAGCCUUAAUCCGAAUGCGUACAUAAACGUGAACGCCUUGUUGGCGAGGAGAAUGAAGAUGACACAGAGUGGUAACCCCCUACUACUGAAUGAUAAAAGUUCGAAGAAAAGCGUUAGUUGUGUUAGCAGUAAUAUGAGCGACAGUAGCAGGGAAAUAGGUUUAGUGAAAAGCAGCAACGCAAGUGUGAAUUUUAUCAAUGGCUGUUAUGUUCAUCACGAGCGGAAUGGCGACGCGGAUCCAAGGACGACGAGCCAGGUGGACAUCCAUGACAGUAGCCACGCUCACCUCUUAAACGGCAUCAACGGUGUGAGCGGAAUGAACAGCGUGAGUACAGCGAAUGGCACAAAUGGAGCAGGCAAAAAUCAUGUAAGCAAAAAUCAUGUAAGCAAAAAUCAUGUAAGCAAAAACCGAGCAGGCAAAAAUCCAAGUGUCAAUUUCAACCAAGCAGUGAGCCCCAUGGAGGAAAGAAGAAGCAAUGUAAGCGUAGACGUAAUCCGAAACGAAAUGCUAAGGAAGUAUAAGCUGAAGGAAGGCUAUGGCGUCAUGCAGAGAGGAAGUGCGAACCAAAAGGAAGUAAACAAUUUUGUCGAUUUGCAUAACCGUUCCAUUGGAUACACUAACAUGAGUGCUGACAAGAAUUACAAAACAGAACCACAGAUGAACAGUAGUGGGAAUACACCUGUUUCGAAUGAAUACAUGCUAAAUGCAACUAAUCGAAACAACAAAAUGAAUAUAAUAUCUGGGGACGUAAAUUAUAAAAAUAGAAAUGCAUGUUAUGAUGUCAGUUAUAUGAAGACAGGGAAGGAUAAUAACAACUAUGCUAACAAAUCGAACGUAGGGGAAUAUUUGAAUGAGAGCAUUUUGGGGCUAACAAAUGACGGAAUGAGUGGUGAAGGUAUUCAUGAAUAUAGAAGUGUACAAAGUCGUAGCUCCUUGGGGGGAAGCUCUAAUGGAAAAAAUAAUAUGUUAAUCCAAGGUGGUUUGAGUGUAAAUAGGGAAGUGAUUGAUAAAAGGGAAUAUUCCCAUUUAGAUGGUGAAGGAAGAAUGGGUCUUUAUCAAAUUAAUGAAAUGGGAAUUGCUGCUUCGAAAAAGGCUAGCCAAGGCAGCAAUAACAGCAGUAGCCAUUCCAAUGAGCCUGGGAAGUACUUGCUAAAUUUAAUUAAGGGAACGGGAAAAUCGGGUGUGGAAAGCGAUCCCAAUUUAACCAAUAACAAUCGUAAUAAUGCCAGCCGGGCUAGUGUCCUAUCAGGGAGUAAUGCGAAACCGUUAAGUGAAAAGGAGAUACUGUCCAAAUUUUACAGCAAUGAGGCUGGUAAUCAUGCUUUUACUAAAAAGGUUAACUCGGCGCGUUCUUCCACGGGAGACAAGAAAAAUUCCAUCAAUAAUAGGGAAAGGCACGAUAAUUACAGAAAUGUCAUUCCAAAGGAUAAUUUAAACAUGCAGAAAAACCGAAACAGAAUGAGCGCGGAGCAUCUUACUUAUGAUGGCGCUGGUAGGCGCGACGCACAGGAGGAGUCAAACUUUAACGAGAUGGAGAUGAUGGAAAAGCUGUCGAAGCAUUUGAACAGUUACAACCCCUUCGAGUGA